AUGACAACACGAGCAAAAUCAGGAAUUUUCAAACCAAAGUAUACCACUGAUAUUGCUUCUCUCAAUUCUUAUGCUUUGCAUGUUGCCUUAUCAUCUAAUAGUGAACCCCGUGGUUUUAAAUCUACGGCUAAAGACCCAAAAUGGAUAGCAGCAAUGGUUGACGAAAUCAACGCCUUACAACAUAAUAACACAUGGAUGUUAGUUCCACGCCCAUCUUCAACGAAUAUCGUUGGAUCUAAAUGGGUGUUUCGCACUAAAUAUCACUCUUAUGAGACCGUUGAACGGUAUAAGGCACGACUGGUGGCUCAAGGUUUCACUCAACUCCCAGGGAUAGACUACUCGUAUACUUUUAGUCCUGUCGUUAAAGCUUCCACUAUCCGCAUUGUGCUCUCACUAGCAGUACUUAAUAACUGGAAGUUGCAUCAACUUGAUGUUAAGAAUGCUUUCCUAAAUCGAAUCUGA
Messenger RNA from Helianthus annuus (common sunflower), 462 nucleotides. RefSeq lists its product as uncharacterized. NCBI's taxonomy places the organism in Eukaryota, Viridiplantae, Streptophyta, Magnoliopsida, Asterales, Asteraceae. The transcript has a single exon. The record is from RefSeq and is a predicted model, not a curated record. The coding region runs from base 1 to 462 and encodes 153 amino acids.